AUGGCGAAGAAACAUCGUGUGAAGCGCCAGAAACAAGUCGAGUAUUUACUACGUUUAGAAAGGGAACGGGAUGAGUACUUAGCAAAGCGCAAGAGGGCAAAACGCGAUCGCCGGGAGCGAAAUGAGGGAGAACUCUUCGGCGAGGCACUUGAUAACCUCGCUGGAGGUGAUGUGAAGCGGGAGCGUAAAGAAGUGGGCAUUUCAGCGUCUGAAGGUAAACGGGCCGAGGAAUCCACCAAAACCGUCAGCACUGACUCGAACACGAAGUUGGGGUCCAGGCCAGAUGCAGCUUCAGUUGAGCAAAGCAAGGUCAAACAUUUGAGGAAGAAGUACUGA
Molecule: messenger RNA, 336 nt
Organism: Trypanosoma brucei brucei TREU927
Lineage: Eukaryota; Euglenozoa; Kinetoplastea; Trypanosomatida; Trypanosomatidae
Exons: 1
Coding region: 1-336 (111 amino acids)
Source: RefSeq, a predicted model, not a curated record